AUAUCUAUGCUCAGAAUAGGACACUAUUUUGAAUAGAAGAUACUCUUCCGCCCUCUAUAAAAAAAGUUAAGAGUACACAUGGUUUUCAAUCAGCGCCACUUGGUUUUAGGCCUACGGUUAUAGUGGGAUUUGUGAUCAGUUCAGAACCAGUAUAACUAACCGUCACUAUAACUGAAAAUUUAUAAUAAUUUAAUAUUCACUUUCAGUUAGGUUUUGAAAUUUUUCUUUGUAUUCAAAAGACUGUUAAGAAAAAAUGACAAAGUCCAGAGGUGGCAGGAUUGAGCUUGGAGAUGUUACACCCCAUAAUAUUAGACAGCUAAAGAAGCUCAACCAGGUUGUCUUCCCAGUUAUUUAUAAUGACAAGUUCUAUAAAGAUGUGCUUGAAGCAGGAGAACUAGCAAAAUUAGCUUAUUAUAAUGACAUUAUUGUGGGAGCAGUAUGCUGUCGAGUAGAUAACUCGGACAAUUCUAGGCGUCUUUACAUCAUGACGUUAGGCUGUCUUGCUCCAUACAGACGUUUGGGUAUUGGAUCAAAGAUGGUAGAACAUGUACUAAAAUAUGUUGAAAAGGAUGGGAAUUUUGACAGUAUAUUUCUGUGAGUAUCUUUUCAAUGGUGCAACUAAGCAAU
Molecule: messenger RNA, 627 nt
Organism: Limulus polyphemus (Atlantic horseshoe crab)
Lineage: Eukaryota; Metazoa; Arthropoda; Merostomata; Xiphosura; Limulidae
Gene: san
Product: probable N-acetyltransferase san
Exons: 4
Coding region: 254-598 (114 amino acids)
Biological process (GO): mitotic sister chromatid cohesion
Cellular component (GO): NatA complex
Molecular function (GO): acyltransferase activity, transferring groups other than amino-acyl groups
Source: RefSeq, a predicted model, not a curated record